AUGCUUUACUUCUUGAACUUGUACACCGGUCUUUUUUUCGAAACUUCAAGAUUAGUUUUAUUCAACUAUCGAAUUUUAAGUUUUCAGGGUCAUUACGUAAAUAAAUCCCAAGAUAAGUCUAGUCAUUGUCAAUGUCAGUAUUCUUGGCAAAAGAAGAGGUUAUUCUUUACAUUACCUAAACAGAGCCGCACAAGAGAAUAUAGUGGAAGACAGCUAGUUGGGUUUUCUAUGGAUCAGAUGUUUGAAGUAGUUUCAGAUGUAGAAAAUUACUAUAAAUUUGUUCCUUGGUGUAAAAAGUCAUUAGUGUUAACUAAAUCUCUAAGCCACCUCAAAGCCGACUUAAUUGUGGGAUUUCCUCCUAUUAAUGAAAGCUAUACAUCUAAUGUAACUUUAAUAAAACCACACUUGGUCAAAGCAGAAUGCACUGAUGGUAGAAUCUUCAACCACCUCUUGACAUUAUGGCGCUUUAGUCCUGGACUAAAAAAAGAGCAACAGUCUUGUGUAGUUGACUUUCAAAUAUCUUUUAAAUUUCGUUCAGCUUUUCAUUCUCACCUGUCUAAUUUAUUUUUCGACCAAGUCGCUAGACAAAUGGAAGGGGCUUUUAUUAAGGAAGUUGAAAACAGAUAUGGACGACCAUCUAUGCAACCGAAAAACUUAUUGUUAAAUAAACAUGCAAUUAAGAGUUGA
Molecule: messenger RNA, 687 nt
Organism: Leptosia nina
Lineage: Eukaryota; Metazoa; Arthropoda; Insecta; Lepidoptera; Pieridae
Source: the annotation of a GenBank genome assembly